UCACGGUGAACGAGACCACUAUAAAAUCAAUCCCAUGUUAAGGAAACCCUGUGCUAAGCUCAACUCAAUUAAAUAAAAGUACACAGCAGCCAUGGCAGUCCGAGUGUUUCUUGCGGUAGGUGUUCUCCUGCUAUGCCUUGCAAAGGUCUCAUCUGAUCACAAGACAGAACAGGAUAAAACCAAUGUCGCUGAGGUGGAUUCCUUGAUUGUGAGAGGUGGAAACAGGAGGCUCAUGAAAGAUAUUGAUUGUGGAGGAUUAUGCAAGCAAAGAUGCAGCCAGCACUCGAGGCCGAACAGAUGUACCAGGGCGUGCGGGACCUGCUGCUUGAGGUGCAAGUGCGUUCCGCCAGGGACGUCGGGGAACAGAGAGGUUUGCGGAUCUUGCUACACUGACAUGACCACCCAUGGAAAUGUUACCAAGUGCCCUUAGUAACAUUUCCAUAGUAAAAUUUGUAGUUUUCUCUCACCUACUUAUUCUUUUAGGGUGCGUUUGGUUCACGGAAUGUAAGAUUACCAGUGGGAAUAAAAGAUUACUAGGGAAUAGGAUU
Hibiscus syriacus is the source of this 548-nucleotide messenger RNA. RefSeq names its product snakin-2-like. The coding region runs from base 92 to 430 and encodes 112 amino acids. The transcript has 4 exons. NCBI's taxonomy places the organism in Eukaryota, Viridiplantae, Streptophyta, Magnoliopsida, Malvales, Malvaceae. The record is from RefSeq and is a predicted model, not a curated record.